Bolinopsis microptera is the source of this 4039-nucleotide messenger RNA. RefSeq names its product tyrosine-protein phosphatase non-receptor type 4-like. The transcript is spliced from 21 exons. Bases 58 to 2808 code for a protein of 916 amino acids. The record is from RefSeq and is a predicted model, not a curated record. Gene Ontology annotation, molecular function: protein tyrosine phosphatase activity; protein binding. Gene Ontology annotation, biological process: protein dephosphorylation. Lineage: Eukaryota; Metazoa; Ctenophora; Tentaculata; Lobata; Bolinopsidae. Gene Ontology annotation, cellular component: cytoskeleton.
UUUCAACACUACUAUAUAACAAAUAAUUUGAGAUGUGCUAUGUAAAUUGACAGGAAGAUGACCAGUUUCCGACGUAAACAAGGGACCUAUAAGGUCCAAGAAGACUCGGAUCUGAACUCUAGCCAGUCCAGUAAAAAGAAGAUGAUGACAUGUUUUGUCGACCUUCUGGAUGACAACACCAUGAACAUUGAGAUUGAGAGGCAGAGUAAGGGUGUUGUGCUGCUUGAGGAGACGUUCAAAAGGCUGGACCUUGUGGAGAAGGACUACUUUGGUCUACUCUAUACUGACAACGAAACUGGACUUACAUGUUGGUUAGAGUCGCACAAAAAGAUACGGAAACAGAACAGAGGUGAACACAUACUCAAGUUCAAGUUUUGUGUAAAGUUUUACGUCGCGGAACCCGGAAAACUGUCAGAGGAGUACACAAGGUACCUGUUUUAUUUACAAUCGAGACAAGAUCUGCUUUCCGGAAAAUUAAGUUGCAACAUUGUAACAGCCACCCAGCUGGCCUCGUUUGUGGUACACGCCGAGCUAGGAGACUACGACCCUGCUAAUCAUACUCCUGGCUACGUUUCAGAGCUCAGACUUCUGCCCAGUCAGUCGUCCCAUGAAGACGAAGAGAUUGCAGCACAACAUAGAAAAUGUGUGGGGAUGAAGUGCGAGGAUGCAGAAUACAAGUUCCUGGAGAUAGCCAAACGGUUGCCAACAUUCGGAGUUGACUUCCACCCAGCAAUCGAUCACGAGAAUAUCCAGCUUCAACUGGGAGUUAUGGCAAGCGGUAUUGUUGUUUACUUGAAGGAGAACAAGAUUAACUCUUUCUCGUGGGCGAAGAUAAUCAAGAUCUCGUUCAAGAAGAAGAAGUUCUACAUUCACAUACGAGCAGAUAACGAUGACAAAUAUCAAUCUCAGAUCAUUGGCUUCAAGAUCGUACCGUACAGAGCAUGCAAAAAUGUGUGGAAAAGAUGUGUCGAGUAUCAUACUUUCUUCAGACUAAACACACCACGUGACAUCCCCUCACGAGGAGUGUUGAGGCUGGGCAGUAAACACCACUACAAGGGCAGAACCCAGAAACAAGCUAUCGAGGACUACAACAACUUGGUCCGAACAAACAGCAACUUCGAGCGAACACCUAGCAAGAGGGUUUCCAGAAGGAAAAUAGCUUCUCCUAACACAAACAACAAUCAUAAUGCCAGCAAAAAUAAUCAUAAUGAGAGAAGUUUCUAUCUGAAUGAUAAUGAUAACAGUAAUAGCACUCCCGUCAAAAAGGAGUUCGAAAAUGAAAACCUCGACUUCGCAUCACCAACAUCUCCAAACCACGCCAGCACCCCCUCGGACGUAUCAGGGGACGAGGCAGUGACUCCUAAUGCUCGGUUCGACUACGACACCAAGACAGGUCAGAUAGAAAUCAACCUGGAUAGCACCCUCAACACUAGCACUCCAUCAGUGAACGGAGCGAAAGAUCAAGAAGACUGUGUUGAUAUAACGAUCAUGCCUGAUGCAUCAGGGAAGUUCGGGUUUAAUGUACGAGGAGGAUACGAUCAGGAAAUGCCUGUUAUAGUCAGCAAAGUGGCCAGAGGAUCUCCGGCGGCAGCAGCACUCCCCUGUCUGGAGGAAGGGGACCAGGUGGUCAGUAUUAACAACACUGAGGUAGAACCUCUGGAUCACAAGCAGAUUGUCGGCAUGAUCCAAUCCUCCUCAACUCAGUACGGACAACUUAACCUGGUGGUCAGGAAGCCUCCUGGUGGAUCAGUAAUGAACGCAAGACAGAUAUCAGAUGAUUUAGACGCAUCACGUAACUCUCGAUCGUACGAGCUGCCGGAGUUACCAAAGUUCAAUCCCGACACUGCUAAUCUUCUGGAUAGAUCUAUCACCAUACUUCAAAAGAGUUUACAAGACGGGACCCUGAGUAACAGGUUCAACAACCUGUACAGACAGACUCCGGGCGUUACCAUGGUAGCAGCUAAACUAGACGAGAAUCACAGCAAAAACAGAUUCAGAGAUAUCAUCCCAUAUGACACGACGAGGGUGAGGCUACAAGAAGGGAACGACUACAUAAACGCAAGCUACGUGGACGUGUCCGUGGGUUCUGACCAGCUGAGCUACAUCGCCUCUCAAGGACCUAUGAGCAGCACUAUCGACGAUCACUGGCAGAUGAUAUGGGAACAAGAGGUAGAGCUGAUAGUGAUGGUGGUGGACUGUAUUGAGAAGAAGAGUAUAAAGUGUACUCAAUACUGGCCGGAACCUACGCAGACAGCUGUCUACAGGAAUAUAGAGGUCUCCUGUGUCACUCAGUCUGAAUUCGACGGAGGGAUAGAACGUGAGUUUGAAGUAUCCCAAGAUGGCAUCAACAAGACAAUAACUCACCUACACUACACAGGCUGGCCCCACCACGGCACACCUGAUGAUCCGGCUCAGUUCGUUAACUUUAUCAAACUGAUCGGAGAGAAGAGGAAACUCGUGGAAACACCCGUUCUCGUGCAUUGCAGUGAGGGUAUAGGACGGACAGGAGUAGUGGCUCUGCUAGAAGGCGCUCUGAACCUGAUAGAAUCUAAGUGUGGGGUCUACCCCCUUGACAUGGUAACUGCUCUCAGAGACCAGCGUCCUAAGCUCAUACAGAAUUACCCACUCUUCAAGUUUGCUUGCGAGUCUAUUCUCUACCUCUAUAGCGAAGAGACGAGUAAGAGCUCAGAGAAAGAGAAAGAACCAGAAGAAACAGAAACGGAAUCUGUUGACAAACUGGACGGGGAUAUUAUUGUCAAAGAGAGAACAACAGAAAACAACGGUGACGUUAAUCUUAUUGCGUCAUGAUAAGAACAGAUAGUUCAUAUAAGCGGACAUAUGUCCGUGUCAGUUUAAUUGUCAAUGUGUAAAUAUUUUGAAUUAUUUUACCACGUGGUGUGACGUCACCAGGGCUGUGCCGCGGGUCUUGUUUUGGGGAAAUCGUGUCGAGUCGCGCGCAUCUAUUAUACUGAAAUUGAAUAUAUGUAAUUUCAAUAUAAUCAGUGCAGUGGAUCCUUCCUGUCCACAAAAGGUUAGCCGUGGCACAGCCCUCAUGUUAGGGUCUGCCCACACUACGCCUCUAUUCCCCGAAGGUCUGCCCACACUACGCCAUGUGGUGACGGAUUUUUAAAAUCCGUGCCUCUAUUCCCCGAGAGUUUCCACGCCAACUGGCGGGAGCUCUGCCCACACUACGCGCCUCGUUGUGUGAAUCUGUUUUUUUUUUACCCACGCCAUGUGGCCCGUCACCAUGGCGUAGUGUGUGCAGACCUUCGGGGAAUAGAGGCGUAGUGUGGGCAGACCCUUACCCAUGGCAGACAGAGAAUCUUCAGAGGAAAAUAUUGGCCCAGAAAAUGCUCAAUGUGUAGUUACAGCAACAAGAUCUUUAUAAUGAAGUUAUGUACAAUUAUAGGUCUUUGUAGUGUAAAUAGAAAGAAGCACAGUCCCAGAUUUAAAUUGAUGUUCAGUUAUUAAUAUUGAUAAUUGGUCUGCUGUCUGAGCGAUGAUGACUUUGAAAGUUAUAUGUUUUCAAGUUGACCGGCUGAUGAUGCAUGUCUUGAGUGUUCCAUAUUAUGCAUUAUAUGUCGGGUCAGUGAUAUUGUUCCCUUGGCCAAAUUUAAAAUUCAAAAGACAGAUAUGGAUUAUUUGAGAUAUUUUUAAUCAGAAAGUUCAUGUCAGAAUUUAAAUAUUCUGUGUUCUACCAAUUUAGCAUCUAGACAGACUUGCAACAGUUUUAGAUUUACCCUCGAAUAUUUUUAUUGCCAACUGUCACACCAUUGAAUUUCUAACUCUCUUCACUGUAGAUACUAGUUUUAAUAAUGAAACGCAUGUACAUGUUCUGACAGAAUCAUCUUGAAAUAUGUAAAUUCAGCAAAAUGGGGUAAUUCAGAUCCGCAUUUAACGUUAUAUCAAUUUCCGCUAUUUAACUAAAAACCUAUCGGUAAGCUAUUUUUAACCCUGCUCUAUGUUACGACUGUUUUUACAAAGAUUUUGAGUAUAAUUUUAUUUUUAUCCUAUAGAUUUUGCAGUUGUAUUGCAGUUA